This is a messenger RNA of Penicillium macrosclerotiorum, 2823 nucleotides long. RefSeq lists its product as uncharacterized. NCBI's taxonomy places the organism in Eukaryota, Fungi, Ascomycota, Eurotiomycetes, Eurotiales, Aspergillaceae. Gene Ontology annotation, molecular function: triacylglycerol lipase activity. The transcript has a single exon. The record is from RefSeq and is a predicted model, not a curated record. The coding region runs from base 1 to 2823 and encodes 940 amino acids.
AUGAUCCGCGCCAGCCAUCCGGCGCCGCUGGGCGUUGCGCCAGAACGUGCGGGCACCGAAGCAUCGUCAACUCGACUCCUGCCACAACCGAAGCAGUCAGGGUCAUGGUCAUCCGAAUCGUCUCCUAAUGCACUCGAUUCCGAGUCACCCGCGCCCUAUACCUCCUUCUCGAGCUCUGAUAGCGAUGAUCCGCUGCCUGGUCGGGCCAACGAAACCGACGAAGAUGUCGCCGGCGAUGUGGUCGGUGUUAGUAUCGGCCGCGCGCAAAGUCGCAUGAAAGCCCGCGCCACCCCGGCUGAAGAGAAGAACCGAGUACUAGAGCAACAGGGUGGCUAUUUCACCAAUGUGCCUGAAGAGCCCGCGAGGAACAGUGGUCUGUUUGUAUCGGAGCUUACGGCAGAGCCGGACACGGUGGAGCCGGAGUCUCAGGCAGCGAGGGCCCAAAAGACGCCUCGCAGCACGCCGGUAAUGCAUCCCGCCACACAAUCCGUGCCGGUGGAGCACCGCGCGCCGUCCGGUCCCCACAAAGACCAAUAUACUGCGUCAUCCGCCGCGUUGCCCGAAACUAAAGAUACCAAUGCAUCAAGUCAACGAUCCAGCUUUACUCGAUCGCUGCUGAAGACCUCAUUGCCGCGCCGGCCGCGGGCCUGGUCGGGUGAGCUGAAGAAAUUUCUCCCAGACUUGGGAUCAUUGACGAAGCGGCCUUCUCUGUCGUUUCGCUCGAACAAUGAACCCAACCGAGCCCGCGGCCAGACGAUAGGAACCAGCGUCAAACGAUCUCCGAGGUUUGAGUCGACACCUUCGUUUCGAGAUUGGUCAGCCUCACUAUCCCCCAACCCCCGGUCGGCGCCAUUGGUCUGCAAUGUCAGCCACGAUGAAGAAGAUGGGGAUGACGCUCGCCCUAUCUCUGAAUUGCAGACCCUUGAUGGAAGCUCCGCGGUGAAAUAUUCGUUCACAAGACGACCUAGCACAGCUCUGGCAAGACCACCGAGUCUGCGAAGAUCCUCGUCCGAUCAGUCGCUGUACUUGCGCCCAUCGUCAACAGCCUCGUCGCUGGAGCAGCGACCGCGGUAUGAGAAUAUCCACUCUCAGGUUAACAGUCGGUUCAAGGCGAUCAAAGAUAGCUUGCAAGAUUCAAGCAGUCGGCUCCUUAGUAUGCCCACGUUACACUUGCAAGACAUCCGCCCGGAUUGGACCUCCCCGACGUAUCCGAACUCUGCGUCCACUUCUACGGCUGAAAGAAGUUUCAAUAAAGCAGCCACAGAGCAUGCAAUGCCUCCGCCUCCUCCACGGUACAAUUCUCAGUCCAUUCACCCUAUCUUGGAAGAGGCGAUGUCUGAAUUAACCGGUGAUGUUGUAAUUCUGGGCGGAUACCGAGGCUCGAUUCUUCGCUCCGCAAAGCCACCGCACCGGCAACUCUGGGUGCCGAUGAAAGUGGGACUCAAUCUCCGAAAAGUUGAUCUAGAAGUUGGAUUGACCCGGGAGGAUGAGGAACGUAUGGAAGAGACGAUCAUCCCUUCCGGAGUAUUGUCUCAUGUUGGGCCUGUCGAUGUAUGCCGACGACUGAUGAAGCGGCUGCGGAAAUGCGAGAAUGCCGUCCGUGGUGAUCUCCGGGUUUGGGAUUACGGAUAUGACUGGCGUCUAAGCCCUGAGCUGCUGUCCCAGCGGCUCAUCGCUUUCCUCGAACGCCUGCCCUGUAACCGAUCACCAGCCGAGGGCGAACCUCGGAACCCUCGGCGCGGGGCGACAGUUAUCGCGCACAGUCUCGGCGGCCUCAUCACCCGGCAUGCCGUGAACCAACGGCCCGAUCUCUUCGCCGGUGUGGUCUACGCGGGCGUUCCGCAACACUGUGUCAACAUCCUCGGUCCGCUACGGAACGGUGAUGACGUCCUACUCAGCUCACGCGUAUUGACUGCGCAGGUCAAUUUCACUUUCCGUACCAGCUUCGCCCUCCUCCCAGAAGACGGCCACUGCUUCAUUGACAAGCAAACCAAAGAGGAAUACCGCGUGGACUUCUUCAAUGCCAGCACUUGGGACGAAUACCACCUUACUCCUUGCAUCAAUCCCGCUCUCCCGUCACCUACCGCAACCCGAGGCUUCAAGGACCUGGCUGCGAUCGGGAAGCGCUUUUCGCUAGGCCCUCAAUCCAGCACGACCGACCUCCAGGUCCAAGAUCUCUCAGAUUCGCGCGACCCCGACACGCCCUCUACCACUACCACCACAGAUGAGGACUCUUCGCCUAACGGCUCCCGCCGCACAAUUCGGCAGAUCUCAACCCCCAACCCAGCCCACAUCGCCGCCUCCGCUGGCGACAAGCUGAACGACACUAUCACCCCGCAAGUGGACGGCCUCGUCGGCCCCGUCACCAACCCACGAGGUCGCUCCGUGCCCUCAAAGAUCUCCACCGCCAGCACGAUCCCCCACGCCGCCGCCGUCGAGUACCUACAGCGCACGCUCGCCGAAGUGAAGCGCUUCAAGGCCGAGUUGAACUUUCAGCCUGGUCUUCAGGCUGAAAACAAGUACCCGCCCGCCGCCGUGCUGUACGGCAAGAGCGUGCCGACAGUUUACGGCGCACGCGUCGUCUCACGCGACGCGAUCAAGCAACAGGACGCGUACGAUGACCUAGCAUUUGCCGCCGGCGACGGUGUAUGCCUCGCUUCGGCAGCCAUGUUGCCGCCAGGGUAUCGGAUUAUCAAGGAUGGGCUGGUUAAGAGUGAUCGUGGGCAUGUCGGGCUGCUGGGUGAUCUGGAGGGCGUGGGACAGUGUCUCCGGGCGAUUAUCCGGGGCCGGAAGGAGGGUGUUGGCAUGGAAAACCAGGAGUAG